Molecule: messenger RNA, 2211 nt
Organism: Parnassius apollo (apollo)
Lineage: Eukaryota; Metazoa; Arthropoda; Insecta; Lepidoptera; Papilionidae
Source: the annotation of a GenBank genome assembly
AUGGUACGAAAUUAUGUCCGAAAAACAGAUAGAGCAACUAAAUAUACGCGUGAUGACUUGUUGGAAGCUAUCGGGAAAGUAAAAAGUGGUGAAUUGACGGCGUACAGAGCCUCUAUUGCUUACAAUAUUCCUAGACCAACAAUAGUAGCUCGAGUGUAUGGUAGAUAUGGCGAUAAAUCUGAUUCUUUAGGAAGAUGUACAGUUAUUCCAAUGGAAAUAGAAACAAGAUUGGCAGAAAACUUACAUCAAAUGGAAAUAUACGGAUUCGGUUUAUCAAGAACAGAAAUAAUGGAGCUUGGUGGACACAAUGUAACAAAAAACAACAUAAAAAAUCCUUUUAAAAACGGCAUCCCAGGAGAAGACUGGUUUUUGACUUUCAAAAAACGACACAAUUUUGCCGUCAAAAAACCACAAGCCGUGGAAAAUUCUCGGAAAAAGGCCUGCAAUCCUUGGAUCAUAUACUCCUAUUAUGAUUUGCUGAAAAAAACAAUGGACGAAUUGGAAUUACACGAUAAACCUUCACAGAUAUGGAACUUAGACGAAACGAGUUUUUGCAAAGACCCCAGUAAAACCAAAGUAGUGGGUUCGAAAGGAUAUGCUUCUACUAGAACUAUUGCAUCACCUGGCAAAAGCAACACUACGGUUUUACUGGGAAUUAGUGCCGCUGGAGACAAAACUCCCCCACUAAUUGUUUAUAAAGGGAAAGACAUUUGGGACCAGUGGAUGACUAAGGAUGACUAUCCUGGGACUAGGUAUGCAGCGACCAAGAAUGGUUGGAUGGAAACCGAUGUAUUUGAGAGAUUUUUUGAAAAAGUGUUUUUGCCGACAGUGGGUCAAAAACGACCGAUAUUACUAAUAUAUGAUGGCCACUCAACCCAUGUAGGAUUAAACAUAAUAGAAAAAGCACGUGAAGCGGACAUCACUAUUUUGAAAAUACCAGCACACACCAGCGACAAUCUGCAGCCGCUAGAUUUGGCAGUAAAUAAGUCUUUUAAGGACAAGUGGGAUCAGGCCCUUGUAAAGUGGCAAAGAUUGCAUGUGGGUGAAGUGAUGCCAAAAAAAGACUUCUCAAAGCUUAUUGGCGAAAUUUGGGCUCAAGUAGAUCCUAAAGUUUGUGUUGCUGGGUUUCGCAAAGCUGGUAUUUAUCCUUUUAACAAUAAAGCAGUGCCAGAAGAAAAAUUUCACCCAGACCAACUUGCGAAAUAUAAAAAACAGCUUUGCCAAUCCAAUGAACCUCAAACUCAAGACCAAAGUACUCAGCCAACUCCUGGCCCCUCAUGGGCCAAAGAUUUAUCCAAGAAUGAAACUGAGACUCCACCCGUGAGCAACACAAGUAUCGGUGUUCCAUCGUCAUUACCUUCAUUAAUUUCCAUCUGUUUGAAAAAAGUAAAUGAUCAUGAUAAAAAAUGCUUAUCUGUAAAAGACAAACACCAUUCUGACGCCAAAACUGCUGAAACUACACAGUCUAAUGAUUUCAAUGCUAAAAAAAUUACUAUUAUAGAUGAUCGUCUAGUAAAGUGUAAGUAUACUUUUGAAGAAUUGUUGCUUCAGAAAAUAAAAUCAGGGUCACCACAUAACAAAGAAAAACGUACAAAAGUUGCUUGCGGUGCCGAAGUAAUUACAAGUGAAGAAGUAUUUAAAAAGCAAAAACAUACUGAAGAAGAAAAGAUGAAAAGAAAUAAAGAAAAAGAGGAAAGAAUAAAAAAAAUGGAGAAAAAAUUAUUAAAAGACAUAAAUAUAAAAACUAGUAAAGAGAAAAAUAAAGCAAUAAAAAAUACGACAACUGAAGGAGGCGGAAAAAAGACUGCAAAUGUUAAAAUAUUAGAGAACAACAAAAGCAGAAAGUCUAAUAAAAGUAAUAUAAAAAACGUAAAGAGACAAACUUCGGCAAACAGUAAAAAGAGAAAGCUAGACUAUUAUUCAACCAGUGAAAGUGAUGCUGACUUAGAACUAAUGGAUGAAAGUGAUCUAGAAAAUUUAGAAGAUAUGUUAGAUAAUAAGGAAAAGGAUCUAGCAAACUACAAAGAAAUUUUAGAUGAUGUGGAAAAUUAUCAAAAUGAUGAUUUACAAACAGAAACAAAUAAUUCGGAUGAUUAUGAUGAUCUGCCCACCAGUACUGUUGUUACAGGACAAUGGGUUUUGGUAAAAUUUACAACAAAAUCAAGCUUAAAACAUUAUGUAGGAAUAGUUUCAAGUGUAAACCAUGAGUGA